AUGAUACCUCAAGACCCCAGACCGCUGAGCACACAACUCCAUUUCACUAGAUUGAUCAAGGUCAUCGUGUUAGGAAAUAGGGCGCUGACUGAUUCUGACUGGACACCAUUCUUGACUGUCCGUAAACAAAAGUUUCUUGCAGCUCUACGAUACCUGGUGGAGAACAAUGGACUUUACAGAGAUCCAACCAUCAACCAGGCAAUGAUAGACAACUGGAAUGACGACUUCAUUCGCCAGGAAUUUAAAGAGCACAUCAUUCACUUGUCGGACCCAGAUUGUAUGUGCUUGGAGCCGUUUUCGAGAUACAAUGUUCGAUUUGGGGGGAGAAGACCGUCGCUGCAGCUUGUCAGCAACGAUGUCUGUCUCCUAUUCACCCUAACGCUCAUUAUGGAAUCGCAGAGAGCAAAGAAUUCAACGCUCGGUUUAAUGCAUCCCUUGAAGCGGCUGAAAAUGAUGGAAGACAAGAACUAG
This is a messenger RNA of Aspergillus ochraceoroseus IBT 24754, 471 nucleotides long. RefSeq lists its product as uncharacterized. The record is from RefSeq and is a predicted model, not a curated record. The transcript has 2 exons. Lineage: Eukaryota; Fungi; Ascomycota; Eurotiomycetes; Eurotiales; Aspergillaceae. The coding region runs from base 1 to 471 and encodes 156 amino acids.